Hydractinia symbiolongicarpus is the source of this 3985-nucleotide messenger RNA. RefSeq lists its product as uncharacterized. Lineage: Eukaryota; Metazoa; Cnidaria; Hydrozoa; Anthoathecata; Hydractiniidae. The record is from RefSeq and is a predicted model, not a curated record. The transcript has 2 exons. Bases 1994 to 2356 code for a protein of 120 amino acids.
GCGAUUAAGCCAAAAUUAUUGGUUUCGCAAAAAUUAUUUUCGCGCAUCAAGGUCAAAAUCGGUAUGCAAUAUUUCAGGUUUAGGCUAAAAUAAAAAUAUUUUCUAAAAAAACAGUCUGAUUUAUACAGCGAUAUCCUCGUAGUCCAUAAACCAGGGUUCACAUUGGUAAAUUACGUCAUCAAAUAUUAGGAAUUUUAUGGGUCUUCACAAAACCAAGUAAAAAAAUGAACACAAUGACACCUCCUGUACUUUACUUCACUAAGGUGACAUAUAAAACUUGCAUACAAUACAAUUUUCUAUUAGUUCUUUUUGAAAGAAUGAAUUUUAAAAUCCCUCUUGCACAUAAAGUUGAUUUGUAUUACCCUGGUCUAUAAAAUACAAAUUUGAGGGAAUUAGACUUCCCGUCUUUGAAUAUAUGAUCAUUUCAACAAAUUUGAUAUCAAACUUCAAAAUUUCACCUCUUGUCUCAAGAACCACCGUGAACUGCUUGUUUUUAUAUAUAAAGAUAUACCUUUAAAAUAAGUCGGGCAGAGGUUUUCCCUCUAGGUUGUGUGGUGUUUUGAGAGAUUUAAGUACUUGCACCAUCAAUACAUUUAGCUCAAUGAUGAAUUAUAUGAACAGCUAGGGAUUGAAAGGCGUCGGACAGCUGUUUACCAUCCGCAGGCAAAUGGCCAAGAUGAAAAUACCAACAAAAACAUUAAAAAGUAAAUUUUACUGUCCUUGCGUUACUUUUAAUUUAAUUUAAUUUUGUUUUACAUUUUCGCUAUAAACCUAAUUCUAAUUAUUAAGUAAACUACGAAAGUUGGUAAAUGAAAAUGCUACAAAUUGGGAUGAUCUUCUCGAUGUUGUUCUAUUUUCGUUGAGAACAGAAAGGCAGACAUCAACAAAAGUAUCACCAUUUGAAGUGAUGUUUGGAGGGCGUCUACCUAAAUUUGAAGAAGAGUUUGAUGGGGUACUUAUAUAGUUUUUUUGAUUUCUUAUGAUGGGAUUUGCCGCUUUUUUUACUUUUGUAAUUACUCCUAAAACUUUUACAAUUGUCAAUUUGGAAAUCACGUCGUUUCAGAUUUUUUUAAGCAUAAUCAGACUAUUGUUCAUGCAUUUACGUUUAUUUAAUUUCAAUUAGUACGCUAAAUUUUUUAUCCUGUUUGAUUUUAUAUUUUAUUACAUUUUUAUAACAUCAAAGAAACUUUGGUUUCUGUUAUUGUGAAUUAUUCUUCUAUUUACUAUUUCUAAGGCAACAAAUCUCGUGGAACCUUCCACUGAAGAUAUUCAAGCUGAAAUGUUAAUAGUCAGCAAAAAAGUAGAAGAGGUUACUGCAACAAUACGAAAGGUAAAUAUUUUUGUAAUUGUUGUUAUUUGGACCCAAGUGUAAUAUAUGUUGCGUCAGCCAAUUGACACAUAGUCAGGGGCCCCGUGUACGUUAAAGUUUAACGAUGUUUAAUUUUUCGCUUUGACAACAUUUUUAUUUUCAAUAAAAGUUAACUGUAAACUCCCUCUUUAGUUAAUGAAUAAAAUACAAAUAGCAUACUAAAGUAUAACCAAAUGAAGUAAAUCAAAACCCUGUUUAUUUCAACGACUUCGCGGCAAGUUAAAAAAGCCGCCAUUUUGCGUGACCGACAGACAGACGUGUAGAAGUAUGAUGAUAUAGACUAGUCGGUGGUUCUUAAAAAAAUCCACGGGUCUGCCUGUCUUUUUUUUGCGUCUCUCUACUUGCGGUACUAUUUUCCGUGACAGAUAGACAAACAUUACGGGUAUUAUAAUAUAGAUUCUAUUCUAUUUUAAACCAGUAUUUCUUCUGUAACCCAAACAGAACCUAAUUUAGGCAAUUAAAUGUUUCGCCGACAAACGUGAGAAUAACAGCAUGACGUGUCAAAUAACCGGCAUAGUUUUAGCGUAAAUAAAAACAUUAUUGGCAAAAGGUUCUUAAAUGAUUGUUGAAUUUCAUAGCUUUAGUUUCUACUAAUGAUGUUCGAAAUUACUUUUUGCAGUAAAAAUGAGCAUUUUAAUAUUUCAGAACAUCAAUGCAGCGCAAGAUAAACAAAAGCGACAGUACGACCAAAGAAUUAAAAAAAAGGCAGUCCAAAAAAGUUAUCGGGUCGGAGAAAAAGUACUGAUUGUUAACCAAAGAAAAAAAGGCUUAAAAGCCCGAUUUAAGGGCCCCUACCUUAUCUCUGGUGUUACCGAAAAUGGCAACGUUCUUGUUAAUGCUAUGAAUGGAAAAGCUUGCAAGGGUUCAAUAAACAUAAAGAAUGUUAAGAAGUUUAUUGAAGGAGACAACGAUAAUUCAGCAAGUCUGAAUGCCACUGAAUUUAAAGGUAACAAAUUCCUCCGGUUUUCUCGCAAUUUAACUCUAUAAAAAAGCAGUUCUUACUCUGAUUUAGAACUAAAACGCUCUAUUGUCUAUCAUUCAAAGUUCAAUGCAUCUUUAAAUGUUUUCCUUUUUAUAAGUAGGUCUGACGUUUUUAACUAUCCUACAUGGUCUUUUUUCGUAACAGCAUCCAUACAAUAGAGAAAUGGAAAAAAAUCAGAUAAAGUGUUUAUACGCAACGCAGAAGCAGGGAAAUAUUUUUACGAAAGAAAAUAGAUAUUUAAAUUGACUUUUGAAAGUCUUCCUAUGUUUAGAUAAAAUUAUGCCGCAAUACCAGUAGUCUCAUUCUCACAAAUCUUGCAUUGUUUGAUUAUUGUUUAUGGCCUAACUCUAUGGACUCAGUCACAACAUAAUUAGACAUUGCAAUCUCAUUUACUAGUUUUAUGCAUGAAAUAACGAAUUAACUUUUUGUACAAAGGAUCUAAAUAUUAACUAUUACAUAUUGCUUUAAUAAAUGUAAAUGUAUCCUUAAGAACAUCGUUUUUUCCCUAGAAAUGCGAUCUUAAGAAAAUAUGAAGGAAAAAAUCUCCCAUCGAUAUCACAAUUCAAACACUUUUCAAGUCUUCCCAAACAUAUCGUUCCCAUGAUUCAUAUUUUUCCUGUUCCAUUCUUACAGAUUUUAAUGAAUCCGAUUUCAAACCUUAUCUGUACUUUAUGUUACAAUCAACAUGGCGAAUGGGUCUAAAAUUUAAAUAAUUUUCUAAACAUGUACUUAAUUUUCUCCUUUGAUACAAACACAAAGUUCGGAAUAUUUCAGAAAGUAAUUAACGCUGUAAUAUUUUAAAUUUCUUCCGAAAGCAGGAAAGAUAAUGCUUAACAAAGAUUGUUAUGGUUUAUGUGACUAUUAGCCAUUUUGGCUAAAGACCAAGUGCGUACGAAAGAUCAGCAACGAAUGAACUCGAUUUCAAUAAAUGUAUUUUUCUUAAAAAAAAUGAUUAAACUGCAUUUAUUUGUAUUACAGAGUUAUAUGACACAAUCGCAUGUGUGUAAAAUGUUUUUCUUUAGGUCACACUGAGGCUGUAGAACUAAUGAAUGGUAUUGGAAACGAAGGUAACCAUAAACUAUCUACGACAAAAUCCAGUAGUUUCAAUCCACUUGAGUAUAGGUACAGCCAAUACACCAAUUUUUACUAUUAUAUUUAGUGUGUGACGACCAACAAAGAGAAGACGGAGACAAACAAAAUCCAGAAAGUAAGUGCGCCAUUUUAAAAAUAAAUUUUGAUGUUCGAUUACUUGACGUCAUCGAAGAAUCUUAAACUGCAUUUAUUUGUAUUACAGAGUUACAUGACACAAUCGCAUGUGUGUAAAAUGUUUUUCUUUAGGUCACACUGAGGCUGUAGAACUAAUGAAUGGUAUUGAAAACGAAGGUAACCAUAAACUAUCUACGACAAAAUCCAGUAGUUUCAAUCCACUUUAGUAUAGGUACAGCCAAUACACCAAUUUUUACUAUUAUAUUUAGUGUGUGACGACCAACAAAGAGAAGACAGAGAUACACAAAAUCCAGAAAGUAAGUGCGCCAUUUUAUAAAUUAAUUUUAAUGUUCAACUAAUUGAUGUCAUUGAAAAAUCAGUGUAGAGUUAAAAGAUUAAAAUAUUAAUCGUUAUCUGCAUCAGGAAAA